AUGAAUAACAGCAGUGUUAUUGUGUCUGAAUUUGUCCUUUACUGUAGCAUUAACUCGGAUCAGAAGAACAUCACAGUCUGUGCACUCACUUUCAUCUACCUGCUGUCCCUAUUUGGGAACCUGUUGGUAAUUCUCGUAAUAUUAUGGAAUCCUCAGCUCCAUGCCCCGAUGUAUAUAUACAUCAUGGCCCUAGCAAUCAUAGAUUUGGCUAACAGCACAGUUCUUAUCCCAAAAAUGAUCUCCGUUGUGCUGCUGGACUCCUCGGUGGUGCCCUAUGGAGCCUGUAUGCUACAGAUGUUUGUGAUACUGCAUGUAGAAGAAAUGGAAUCUCUUCUUUUGACAUUCAUGGCAGUAGACCGCUAUAUAGCAGUGAUCUAUCCUCUACGAUAUCCAUCAAUCAUCACAAACAAAACUGUGUGCAUUGGCAUCUUCAUUCUGAAUAUCUUUGGCUUGAUCUUCAAGUCUCCCUUUGUCUUUUUUGCCACAGAACUUUCCUUCUGCCACAGUAAUAUUCUCCCGUAUUGUUUCUGUGAUUACGCUACAAUGGUUCACGUUGCCUGUACCGAAGAUCCCAAGUACUUGAAGUUCCUGUCUGCUGUAGUCAUAACCACUGGCAUUUUCCCAUUGGCACUCAUACUCUUUUCAUACGGUAGGAUUGCUCUGGCUGCAUUAAAAAUCUCUUCAGUGGAAGGGAAAAAAAAAGUUUUCAGCACUUGUCUUACCCAUCUGCUAGUGGUCGGGCUUUUUUAUAUCCCACUUCUGUCAUCUUACAUAUUACCAGGAGCAGGAGUUAAGCUGUCCACCGAAGCCUACAAUACUAUGGUCAUUGUUGGCAAUGUGGUGCCACCGAUGGUAAAUCCCAUAAUCUACAGUUUCCGGAACAAGGAGAUAAAAAGCUGCAUUCUUCGACUUUUCAAAGGAACCAGAGCAGCUCCUUUGCACACCAUCCGCUAA
Polypterus senegalus (gray bichir) is the source of this 954-nucleotide messenger RNA. RefSeq names its product olfactory receptor 1496-like. Gene Ontology annotation, biological process: G protein-coupled receptor signaling pathway. The transcript has a single exon. NCBI's taxonomy places the organism in Eukaryota, Metazoa, Chordata, Cladistia, Polypteriformes, Polypteridae. The coding region runs from base 1 to 954 and encodes 317 amino acids. Gene Ontology annotation, molecular function: G protein-coupled receptor activity; olfactory receptor activity. Gene Ontology annotation, cellular component: membrane. The record is from RefSeq and is a predicted model, not a curated record.